AUGUCUACCAUGACAGGAAGAGAGGAUUCCACGGACGAGAAGCCCAAAGUCAAGAUUUUGGCGCCGACUUUUGGAAUCGACAAAGCGCGGCUCAAUGGACCUGGGUUUAGAUCUAAAGGUUUUGCAAUCACCGACCUCCUGGGUCUCGAGACUGAUUUGCAACCCCAUCCAGCAGGACCCGGAGUUGGUGCCAACGGCGACGGCCAGAGUGCAGGGAUUGGGGGCUUCUCUUUCGCCGGGGGCUCCUUGCCCCUUGGUUUGGGGUUCCUCUGCAGUCUAGCGGCACAGCAACCUCCCGGGACUCCCUGUUUUCUCCCGAGCCACAUACCUCUUCUUCAGUCCAGGACGGAGAAUCAUUUUAUGCAGAAUUUGGAGCCGCAAAGGGAGAACUAUUCCGAUGACGACUGUCUUUCUGGAGAUCGAAAUGAUGCAAAGAAUUCAGGAAAUUCUCAAAAGAGAAAAAAGAGGAGGCACAGAACUGUAUUCACGUCACAUCAGCUCGAAGAACUCGAAAAGGCUUUCCACGAGGCACAUUAUCCAGAUGUUUACGCAAGAGAAAUGCUCGCGAUGAAGACGGAAUUGCCCGAGGACAGGAUACAGGUGUGGUUCCAGAACCGUCGGGCCAAGUGGCGGAAGCGCGAGAAGUGUUGGGGUCGCAGCAGUGUGAUGGCUGAAUACGGGCUUUACGGCGCCAUGGUUCGCCACUCCAUCCCGCUCCCCGAGUCGAUCAUCAACUCCGCCAAGAGCGGGAUGAUGGGGUCCUGCGCUCCCUGGCUUCUAGGUGAGCCAGCAGGCAUGCACAAAAAGUCAAUGGAAAUAGUGAAGAAGCCGCCAGGCACACCGGAGUCCACUCACUCGGACUCGUACCCGGAGGAAACAAAGGUGAAAGACAGCGACAUCGCCUGGGCGAACAGAGCCAACACAACGGACGACUCCGAGGACAUGGCAAUAGACCUAUCCAGCACUUCCAAGCAGGACAGCAAAAGCACUUUGAAACCCGCGCCGCCCCCCAAGGAUACCAGGAGUGAUUCUGAAAAUGAAAGCUAAACUGGUGUAAAUAAACGUGAACUCGGACAAUAUCGUGUAUAAUGCACGCAAAGUACAAACAAAAAAAAGACAAUGUAAACGAGACCCGUGCAAUGUUCACAUCGAGUUGUUAGGAGUGUGCUCGUCUUCCUAUUUUCAAUUAUGUCAUAAUUGUGUGUGAAAAUACGUUUUAUAACGUAUUAAUAAUGUUAAAUAUGAGAGAUUAAUUCAUGUUUUUUUUAUUUCUAAUGUCCAUUUACUCUGUAUUUUCUGAAAUGCACUUCUAAUAAUCAGGGGUUUUUACAUCAAGCUGGUUCUGUCCACAUUUUUUAUUUUUAUUUCUUACAAACAUCAAGUACUGAGCUUCUCUUGAACCAUUUUCCUCUUUUUCUGAAAAGCUGAAAGGCUUUAAAAUAUCCAUGGCAGCUGAUGGAACAUUGUAUAUUCAGGUGCAUAUGAGAGCAAAACUGUUACUCUGAAUGUCCCGCUUCAUUUCUAUGCACUAUAAAAUGCGUUUAGAGGAGCUGAAAGCCAUAUUUUUCACAGUCGUUGUGUAGAUCUCGUGCUGUAUAAAAAGAGGAAAGAACAUUCUUGGUUCUCGAAAUGCAAAAUUGUCAAGCACUUUAGCCGUGUGGAUGCUGAAUGUUAUUAAAAAGUUUGUUUGUGAAAAUAAGGUAGUACCAGCAACAUGAACAAAACUACAUAUUGGAAAAUAAAUUUGAUACGCCAUG
Molecule: messenger RNA, 1757 nt
Organism: Anguilla anguilla (European eel)
Lineage: Eukaryota; Metazoa; Chordata; Actinopteri; Anguilliformes; Anguillidae
Gene: vsx1
Product: visual system homeobox 1 homolog, chx10-like
Exons: 5
Coding region: 1-1047 (348 amino acids)
Biological process (GO): regulation of DNA-templated transcription
Cellular component (GO): nucleus
Molecular function (GO): DNA-binding transcription factor activity, RNA polymerase II-specific; transcription cis-regulatory region binding
Source: RefSeq, a predicted model, not a curated record